Python bivittatus (Burmese python) is the source of this 7940-nucleotide messenger RNA. It is a transcript of the gene ZNF654, whose product is annotated as zinc finger protein 654. Gene Ontology annotation, molecular function: DNA-binding transcription factor activity, RNA polymerase II-specific; DNA binding. Gene Ontology annotation, cellular component: nucleus. Lineage: Eukaryota; Metazoa; Chordata; Lepidosauria; Squamata; Pythonidae. The record is from RefSeq and is a predicted model, not a curated record. Gene Ontology annotation, biological process: regulation of transcription by RNA polymerase II.
GAGCUGGGACUCGGUACGCGCAGGGCGGCCAGAGCAGCAUGGCGGAAGACGAGAGCGACCAGGAAUCGGAGAGACUCGGCGAGGAACUGAAGGCCAUUAAUGAGCCGCGCCUUCCCGCCGGAUUGUCUCCUGUCCUGAGCAGCCAGUAUUACUGCUACCGCUUCUGCCAGGUUGUUGAAGAUUAUGCUGGAAGAUGGCAAGUUCCUCUGCCACAGCUUCAAGUACUUCAGACAGCUCUCUGUUGUUUCACAUCUGCAUGUGUAUCUUUUCCAGAUGAAUGUGAACAUGUACAGUAUGUGCUAAGUAGCCUAGCACUGAGCUUUUUUGAACUGUUGUUAUUCUUUGGAAAAGAUGAGUUCUAUGAAGAUCCUUUAAAAGACAUUCUGGGUUCAAUCCAGGAAUGCCAGAAUCUCCUCAGCAGAUACGGAAAUAUUAACUUAGAAUUGGUGACUCGAAUUACCAGAGACGGUGGACCUUGGGAGCAUCCUGUAUUACAAGCUGUUCUUAAAGGAAGACCAGUUUCUCAGGAGUUAGUUAACAAAUAUUUAAGCUCUGAAAAUCCACUGUUCUUUGAAUUACGUGCCAGAUACCUUAUUGCCUGUGAACGCAUCCCAGAGGCAAUGGCUCUUAUCAAAUCUUGCAUGAAUCAUCCUAAUAUUAGCAAAGACCUUUACUUCCAUCAAGCAUUUUUCAUGUGUCUUUACAUGUCUCCACUGGAAGAUCACCUAUUCCAAGAGCAUUUGCUGAGGACUGACUGCAAGAAUGGCAUUGAAAUCAUCUGCAACAUUGCAAAAGAAGGGAAGAUUGCCUUAGCAUUGAAUCUUUGUGAAUUGUUUCUUAUUCCACAGCUCAAAAAAGGGGAUAUGUAUUGCAUCUGGGAGCUGAUCUUUAUUUGGAGUAAACUACAGCUUAAGUCUAACCCAUCAAAGCAAAUAUUUGUAGAUCAGUGCUACCAUCUUCUAAGGAUAGCUACAAAUAUACAAGUUAUUUUCCCUUUCAUGAAAGUCAUUAGGGAUGAAAUUGGCAAGGAAGGUCUACAGAUUUGUGUAGAGAUAUGUGGAAGUGCUCUUCAGCUAGAUCUUCAUGAUGAUCCAAAAAUGAAAUGUUUGAUAUACAAAACCAUUGCUCACUUUUUGCCAAACGAUUUGGAGAUAGUGCGAAUAUGUGCUCUUUCUGUAUUUUUUAUUGAGCGCACCUUGCAGUCCUAUUAUAUUGUUGAACAGCUAUAUAAAUGUACAGAUGAAGAAUACAAUGAACAGAUAAGUUCAGUUCAGAAUCGUGUACGUUUUGAGUUGCUCCCAAUUUUGAAAAAGGGAUUGUUUUUUGAUCCAGAAUUUUGGAACUUUUUGAUGAUCAAACAGAACUGUUUAGCGCUGCUAAGAGACAAAACCUCAGUUGAACUGAGUGAACAUCCACUUGAGCGUUCUUCUGCAAAUACAUCAAAGACACGUCGAGCACUGCGGAGUGAUCAAUCUUGUAUACCUGAGAUAAACAAUGGAGAACUAGACCAUGAAGAUACUUCUGAAGCACAAUUGAAAAAUGAUGGUAAUUCCAAAAAGAACCAUGUAGUUCUUAAUUCAUCUAAAAUUGAUCACAGUGUACCAAAACAUCGCUGCAUAUUAUGUAACAGAGAAUUUCUUGGUGGUCACAUUGUGAGGCAUGCCCAGGCCCAUCAGAAAAAGGGUAGUUUCUCAUGUGUAAUGUGCUGUAGAAAAUUCAGGCAAAAAGGUUUAAUGCUUAAGCACUUAAAGAAUCACAUUAAGAAAAUGACACGGCAUCAUUUGACUGUUACUUGUGUUGAAAAAGAAACUUGUGAUGUAAAUGAAAUGAACUGUUCUAGUGCUGAUGUCUCUCUUCAAAAUGGGGACUUGGAAAAUGCUAAAGAAAAUGAAGUAGAGCUAGUCAUUCCAAGUACUAAUCAGGAAAUGCAGAAUUCUGAAUUUGCACUGGAUGUAACCAAAAAUCAUGUUAGUUGCCAGGAUAAUGUUGUUGAAAAUGGUAGUUGUGAUAACUAUUCAAAUAACAUUCCUGAGGCAGAAAUUAAAGAGGGAUCACCAGAAAACAGCCUGAAUAGAGAACUCCCUAUACUCCACAAAGUAAAUGGCGUGCUCUGUCCUCAAAAUGAUUUGGAUCACACAAGUAACUUCAAGUGUCCUGCUGAUGGAUGUAUUAGAGUCUUUAAAAAAAUACGGUUUCUGAAUAAGCAUGCACGUAAAGCUCAUCCUUCUGAUCUGAAUGUGCAAGAGCAUAUAAUGAAAUGGAAUAAUGGAAAAUGUCGGUUUUGUCAGAGAAAAUUUUUGGAUUCUCAUCAUUUUAUUGAUCAUCUGAAACAACAUGUUUAUCCAAAUGUAUAUUUUUGUUUGCAUUUUAACUGUAAUCAGAGAUUUAAGCUGUCCACUGAGCUUGCAGAACAUAUGAAAAGUCAUACUGAGUUUAAAGCUCAGUGCAACUUUGCAGAGUGCUAUAAACUUUUUGAUGACAUUUCAUUGUUGUAUGAGCAUGAAGCUCAACAUUAUUUAAACAAAGCAAAUCCUUCUGAAGUCAGUGAAAAUACUUCUUCAGUUGUUGUUUUGGAAUCCCAGUGUAGUAUUCAAGAAAAAGGAGGUGGUAGUGGUGAAAAGGAGGGUGUAAUAGACUUACCAAUUCCCACUUGGAAAGCAAGGAAAGAUUCCUUAGAACCAAAGACUUAUAUCCAGAGUGAGAAAAAAAUAAAUAAUCUAAUCCAGAAUGGGAAUGAAAAUGCAUUUGGUGGUACUGUCACAGUUGUGAACUUAAUAGACCAAAAGAUACCUGCAGUAGAGCCAAAUUUAGAAAGCUGUAAACUUAAUGAUCAGCUAGUCAAUGGGCAUGGUGAACUGGAACAAACCACAGCUACACUGGAUACUGAUUUGGAAAAAAUGAGUGCCAAUACUAGGACAGAAAAUGGAUCUCUUCUACCUGUUCUGCAGAACUGUACGGAUAUACCACCUAAUAGUCUUGCUGCAGUCUCUCAGUCACUUUCUAAACCAAAUCAGAUAACAGAAAAUACGUCAUAUGGCUUAAUUUUAACAAGGCCUUACAUUAGACCAUUGCCUCCGAGUUAUCUUGAUGAACGAUAUAUUAGCAUGCCAAAACGAAGAAAAACUUUGACUGAUAAAGCAGAUGCACAUUCAGAGCAAGGCAAAACGUGUAGCAAAUCAGAGAGAUUAAGAUGCAGCAAAUGUUUGACCACCUACUGUAACUCAGAAGCACUUCAGCUUCAUCUUGCACAAAAGAAGUGUCGGACACUUUUUGGAUUCGAUUCAGAUGAUGAAAGUGCCUGAGCAAAUGUUGUAUAAAGACUUCUCCGUUUGAGGAGUGGUGAUGGAACACUACAAUAUUGUGCAUCAACCUGCUUUUCCCUUCUUGGCCUUAAUUAUAAAGAAGUCUAAAAUUACUAAAGAAAGUCAUGACCUUUUUGAGAAUUAAAGCACACGGGUGACAACUAAGUGAUAGUAGGAGCUGUGCAGUAUUAGCAUCCAGAAAACAAACUGUGUUAAAAACCCCCAAAGUACCAGUUAUCUAAAAGCCACACGUUCUUGCGUAGUUCCAUUCUUAAGUAAAUUCACUGGGUGGCUGUAUACAGAGUAGGUUUCAUGCUGACUGAUAACAAUUGCUCUAGAGAAAAAUGCACGUGGGACAUGCCUCUUUCUGAUUCUGUAUGUUCAAAGGAAGCCAUUCUAUAUGAUAAAACUAGUUUGAGUCACAUUCAAUGUUGCUGUGCAUUAAAAUCUGAUCAGUUAAAAUCGAUCCAUUUAUAGAGGUUGACUCUUCUUGUGAUGGUAUAUUUUGUACCUUGAAAAUGGAACUGAUAAAUGUAAGAAAUAAUCAGUGCUGGGCAGUGUAUCUUAAUAAAUGUUUUAAGGCAUACAAUAAGAGCUAAAGUAUGUCUUUGGUAUUUCCAAAUUCAAAUAUUAAACUAUAUUCAAAUGCACCAAAGUUUAUUUUUUCAACACCUGAUUCAUGAUGUAUGCAUAGAUAGAAUUCAGUCAUAGCAAGAAAUAGCAAAUCCACACAGUUACAAUAUUUGGUGUCAUAAAGCAGUUUUAGGUUCAAUAGCAAAUUCACAUGACUAGAAUUUAACUGAAUUCAGCUGGUGUAUAAAACUUAAUUUUAAGCAUAAUCUUUCUUGGGUUGUUUGCAUGGCUUAUACCUGUUAAAAGCUAAUUUUGUAUUUAAAAUGAAUAAAAAAGGGGAGUCGCACAUGAUUUAAAUGCACAUUAGGAUACUAGGAAUAAAACUACUUUAUAUUCAUAUUGUAUCAAUAUUGAAAGGUCACACUGAAUUUUCUUUAUGAAACGAUUGCGUUCUUAAGAAAUCCAUAUAAAAGCUAUCGUGACAGUGCAUGCUUUGAAAAUAAUUCAGAAGUAGUACUUUGAGCAUAGAAUCUCUGCUGUUCAUUAAACAGUCCUUUUGUCAGGCUUCCAUGCAAGUACAACAUAGUGAGGUUCAAAGCAUUUCUGAAUCAUUUUUUAAAGUGAGCAUAGAUCUAAAAUCCCUUGACAAACUUAAGCAGUAAAAAAUAAAUUGCUUUUUUUAUCUGAAUAUCAAUAAAAUUAUUUGCACUGUGCCUUGAAAAAUUAAGCUUUAAACUUCUUACUCUUAAGUUAAUACAUAUAUAGGCAGAGUAUUCUAAUCCCAAAAUAUCCAAGAAACCCGUUUCUUUAAAAACAAUGCUGUACAAAUAUUCAUCAUGAAAAAUAACAUUAAGAACUCUUCUUGCAGAUCAUUGAGGUUUGAAAAUAUUCAGGAUGGGAUUACAAAUUUUCAAAAAUGGUAAGGUUAUUUGAGCUAUUGCGCUAUAUUUUCAAUGCAAUCCUACACAUUUCUACUCCAAAGUCAGUCCCAUUGAGUUUAAUGGUGCUUACUCUCAGGUAAGUGAGUAGAUUUAAAAAAAAAAAUCAGGUAGCUUAUUCAUAGAGAAUAAGAACAUUUCAGUGUUCUUGUUAAAAAUGAAACCAUUUUUCCUCAAGAAACAAGUAUGAAACUGUAUGCUUGAAAUAUAUUAAAUUAUAUUUCCAACCACUUUUAGAUCAGUCCUGAUGUCUAGGCACCAAAUGAUACUUUUAAUAACUACACAGUUGAAGCUGUGCUUGACUGUGCUAAAUAUCAAAGGUUAUUCUUGAAGCAAUUCAAAUUAUAACAUGAAGAGCAGACUUUUUUCAAUUUACUUUUGUAAGUCAUGCAAAAUUGCACAAAUGGUACCUAAGUUCUCUACUUUUGAGAUAAUUAAAAAUCCAAAAUUAUAUAUUUUGUAAUAUAUUUGUACCUCUUACUAUAGGAGAUUUUAUUAAAAAUAUUUUAAUACUUUAUAUUAUUAAAUGGGAGUUAUUGGCAAAUCUCAAUCUUCAACUGUGUCUUAAUUGGAAUUUACUUAAUUUGGUCAGAUUAUAGGUUUUCCUUGUACAGGAGUCCUAAAAUUGGGGGUUUGAAACAACAUGUUUUAAUAUAUCAUUACAUGAAACUGAGUUUCUUCAAAAAUAAAACACAUUGAUUUUCUGUAGUGCUAAUAUUCUGGGACCUCAGUAUGUAGUAGCAGUCUUAUAGCCAGUGUUUCAUUUCUUAAUCUGCAUUAGGGGUGAUGAUUUAAAGACAUUGUUGUGCUAAGCCUGACUCGUUAUUACAUGGCACAACUCUGCAAUUUUCAUAGUGACAAUAUAAAAUGGUUUCCUAUUACUUUCUUCCAUAUUUCUUUGACUAGCUGGACCUGGAAUUCUCUGUUGAUUUGCCAUUCAACUGAUAUAGUCUGACUCAGUUUAUAAUCCAAGCCCAAGUAUGCCUGGUACUGACACCUGCUGAGAUGGAUAAUUAGUGCUGUGGGUAUAAAUCUGUAGAUCUGUUUCAGUGGAAUUUGAAAUUAAAAUAAUGGUUGGCUUCCAAUUAGUAUUUACUUCAGUGGAAUCACAUUUGUCAUCCAAGCAGAUUUUCACUGCAGCCUCUUAUAGAACAGAUGGGGAUAAAGAUUGAAGAGGGCAGGUUACGAAGGGCAUACAGUAUUUGCAGCAUUAGAUAUCACCCAUUACUUUGUUUGUUUAGUUUUAAACAUUGUGUAAUCAGUUUGCUUUAAAAUAUGUCCAUGAUAUAUAUUCCCCCAUUUGUGUAUAUUUUCCUGUGAUUAUAUUUCAGUAUACCCUGAGCUGGGUUUUAAUUUUCUAGAAACGAAGAGCAUUAGCUUUUCCACCAAUUUUAAUUUCAGUGUCUGUAUGCACUCCUGACUUACAGGCAUCAGCAUCUAAGUAUCCAGACUUUUGGCUGCAUUUGAGCCUUUCUCAGGAAUACAUUCCAUUUCAAAUUAACUCCAUAUAAUGUAACAUCGUAAAUAUUUCGUAUAAAUCUGAAAGGGAAGAUUAGCCUUCUAUAAAAUGUUCAGUUUUCCACUUGCUAUGUUAUCACUUUUAAUGGAAAACUCUUAAGUGGAAUUUUAAGGUAUAUGAUCUGAUCUGAUGUGCUUUGCCACCAAACAAAUGUUUAGGAGAAUCAUACAAAUUAUAACACUGCCUUUCAGAUACUGUACUAACAUUUGAUGUGUCAGUUAUCCUAAAAUGGAUUUGUAACUUUAUUUCAAGGUAUUCCCAAUUUGCUCUUACACACUAGGAAUUAGUAAUUAAAUCAGAGGGGCCUAAUUCCAUAAUCCAAAGAUACACAUUUUUGGAAAACCUGUUGACUCUGCCCUUGGUAAGUGAUUAGUAUUUUGAGCUCCCACCAGCUUUUAAAGCAGGAUACUGUUUGUUUCUCCUUGGCCAGGAGAAGAGUUACAAUGGUGACUUCAAUCAAUCACUUGUUUGUCAUGAACAAGUUUUGAUUAUUGCAAGAAAUAGUUAAGGCUCUCUUCUAGUAAAUUAGAGCUGGUAUUGAUGUUGCAAAAGUGGUAUUUCUCAAAUGGCUUGUGUAAUGUCCCCUUAUCUCCAGUCAGGAAUGAGAAGACACAAAGACAGCAAUAGUCAUUGUGAAGUGCUUAGUGGACCCAAUUGAAAAUUUGCUAUGAUGGGUGCUAAGGUUCCCCUCCCCCCUCUCUCCAUAACCCUGCUACUAGAAGAAUAUAAUGGUGCCCACAGCCAGAACAAUACUACUGUUGUAUUUAAGAUUAUGUCAUCUGGUCUGAUGAUUAAAGUUUAGAAGCUAAAUUAUUGCUUUGAUAUUGCCCAAUGUUUUGCCAGCUAAUAAACACUUGGUAUGCUGCUCACUUAAUCUCCCUAUUGGAUAAAGAAAUUGCAUGGCUGACAAGUGUUUUCUAACCAGAUGCCAGAUAUCUAAAUAAGACAAAAUAUAGGAAAAAAUAUACUACACUAAUUUCAAGCAUCUCCAUUAAAUCUGACUCAAGCUAGAUACAAUUAUUAGUUUUUCUGAUUUUUAGAAUAGCCUGUAGUGCCUACAAUGGAUCCUCCACUACCCGAAAUAUUGACAGUGUUUCCCAAGUCAUAGCCUUUUUAAGACUUGAAAUACUCUUAAAGGAUGCCUCAAACUUGUUUAUCCAUUUGGUUUGUCACACGCUUUGUGGAUUCUUAGACAUGUAAAAUCAAAUAUUGGUCUGUGGAUAACUUAUCUCUGCCAUCUAUUUUGUAGAACAAAUUUGAAAUGCUUAUUGUGGGAAAGGUCACUGGUACUUUGGUCUAGCCAUAUUCAAUUAAACAUCUAGAAAUUGUAUAUUUUGAAUCAUGUAGAACAGGAUUCAGCAAUUCUCCUUGUUUAAUGCCAAGGUGUAGGAUGAAAUAAAGGAUUUUUUAAUUUAUUUUGCACUGUAUAACAUCUUGAUUAAAUGCAGUGUGUCUAUUUUUGAACUCUUAUGUUUAAUUUGUAAAAAACGAUUACAGGUUUAACAAGUAAGGAAAUUUGUGCUUCCUUCUUGAUGGUUAAAUUAUUUUAUUCUGCAUUUUAUACGAGUACAAAUUAAAACUGAGCCAUCAAACUGCAAUAAAUCAACA